This is a messenger RNA of Brassica napus (rape), 2656 nucleotides long. RefSeq names its product putative defensin-like protein 257. Bases 2253 to 2495 code for a protein of 80 amino acids. The transcript has 2 exons. NCBI's taxonomy places the organism in Eukaryota, Viridiplantae, Streptophyta, Magnoliopsida, Brassicales, Brassicaceae. The record is from RefSeq and is a predicted model, not a curated record.
AUAACUUUUUCUAAAACCGAUUAUUAAUGUUCACAAAAUCUUGCAGAUUGCAAUAUUCUUCAAAUAUUUAAAUUUCUAGCUUAGAUAAGGUAAACAAUAAAAUUACGAAUCCUAAAAUCUCGGUUUCCCUGGAUAUCUACCUAAUAUCACACUAGCUUUAAAAUAAAGAACUUUUUCCUUUAAUCACGUCAUACAAAUUUUAUUUCCUAAAUCAAAAAUACAUUGAGAUUUUAGUUAGCAAAAAUAUCGGUUGUAUUAGCCAUAUAAGAAACACAUCGACUCUUCACAUAUGCAAUACCAUCCGAAAAUGACUUCGAACAAGAGCAUCACAUUACUCAAAGACGUUGAACCGUUCAAGAGUUGUUGGUGUGUCCAGGUUAAGUUUCUUCACUCAUGGAUGGCAACAAACCAGUUAUGGUUGACCGUAUUUAUAUUUGUUUAUUUUGAUAUAGUUAACGGUUUUGACACUUUUUGUUGUUUAAGGUUUCAAGAUCCACUGUUCAUGCAAGAGGUUAUGAUUUAUAGGAAAGAGAAACAUAGAUCAAUGUUAGAGGAACUGGAAGCUCUCCCUAAAUAUAUCCUAAACCGUAUAAAGGCUUAUAGAUAUUGGGUUUAGGAACUCUCUUCUGAUCUGCUGCACUUGCUCAAGCAAAGAGACAGUAACAACAUUUUGUACUUAAUUGGAGAAAUACAUAUAUAGUGGGUUAAGGAGGAGCUGAUUCAGGACUUUUAAAGGUAGCUUAUAGUUUUUUAUUUGAGUUUCAAAACCUUAGAUGUUAAUAUGUUUUAUCUGUUUAGAUAGCUGUAUAACAAAGAGGAAACAUCCUAAUUGUUAACAGGAGAGAGUCCAUGGAGACCUCAUGCAGACUUUUAAGUGAAUGGUUGUGGAAUGAACCCGCUUGUAGUUAAACUUUAUAGUCUAAUAAAUUGUAAACAAUAGCAACAAAUCUCAUUUUAACUUCUUUUUUUUGAACAACUAAAGUCAGUUUAUCUAUCUACCAAAAAUUGUUUAAUUUUAUAUUUUGGUUAAUAAAUUACGAUAAAUUGGAUUACUUGUCAUAAUAUAUUUUUAUAUUAGAUAAGCAGCCAAAUUAACUACUUUUACUAUUUUUAUACGCAUUAUAAUACUUUAUAUACAUACAUAGUUGCCAUUAAAUUAUUAUAUACUGUACGAAUUGUUUUACAUGUAAACUAAAUUUCUUUAGUCUGAUCAUUUUCAAUUUAUUUGACUACUCAGAUACAAUUUUCAAAAUAAAUUUAUAUACAUCAAAGUAAUUAAAAAAUAUAUAAUAAAAAUAUAUUUAUGUAUAACUUUUACCAAUAACAAUAAAUUUUAUUAUCUAGAUUUUAAAUCUGUAAAACAAAUUAGUAAAUUACCACAGGGUAUAUUGAAAUCAACUUUUCAAUAUACAUUUAGUUCCAUAAAUGGAAUAUUCUAUAUGGAAUAUACACAUAUUUUAAAAAAUAGAUGCUAUUAAAUAGGAAUAUCUAACAUAUAAAAAAGAAUAUCUAGCAUACUUUAAAAAUUAAAGCUAUUAUGUUUAAACUAUAAGAAUACAAUAAAUAAAAUUUUAAUUAAAUAGUUUACUCAAGAUAGACAUAAUAGUUGAAUUUAUUUGACAUAUAAAAAACCUAGAGACAUAUAAAUACUUUUAAAAGAUAACAUAUUACCCGACACAAUAUUAUAUUUUGAAAAUAUACAUUUAUUAAUAAACACAAUCAUACUAAUUGGUUUGAUUUAUUAUAUAAAUAAAAUAGAAAAAAAUUAAUGUAAUAUAUAUUAUUAAUUGACAAGUAUCUCAUGUAACAUAUUAUUUUGAUAGUAAAUGUAACUACUAUACGAACAAUCAAUAAAUAUACGUACACAGAUAAAAAACCGUCAAUGAAUCAGAUAAUAUUAUUUAUUUUAAAUUGAAUAAACAUUCGCGCGGGCGCGCGGAUCAAAGUCUAGAACAAAACUAAAUCACUUUGGGUUUUGUUUUAUUAAUUUGAGGAAUGACAUGUCAAUUUAAUUAUCUUCAAAAAGUAAUGGAAGAAUCAUAAAAGAGAUUUUGUUUUAAUAGUAUAGCUUCUUGUUUCUGAAAAAAGUGAUUUAUCCAAUUUGGUAACGGAAUAUUGAUUCUGUAAGUAUUGACCAGUAUCGCUACCAAGACCAGACUUGCCCCACACACACUAUAAAUGUAUGGAAUACAUAUGGCUAAAUACUAUACGAAGCAAUCGCAAACUUUGAAACUCUAAACCAACACGUGAAGAUGAAGAACGUUUCUCUCAAGCUUCCACUCUUGAUUUUCAUUUUGGUCAUCACAUCUAAUUUUGGAGUAGAAGCAAGAGAGUUAACUGAAGUUGAAGUUAUGUCCGGAAGUACAAGUGACGCUGCCAUAGGCAAGGCUCUGGGUCCAGCACAUCCACCAUGCCAGAGGGACGUCGAUUGUAGGUUCGAAUGUCCCAAGGGAGGAUACUGCAACGAUCGCUAUGGGUUAUGUGUUUGUCUCUGAUCACUAUUCUAAUCUAAUUUCCAUAUAAAAAAAAUGUAUCGUCAUCAAUUCUUUAGACUACACUCAUUUUGUAUUUCAAGGAUAAAUAUAAUAAAUCCUAUGCUUGAUAUUCAAUAUGCAAUCUUGAUUCGAUCCAAAUAAAACAAAACAGUUUUUUUCAA